AGUAUGUAUCUCUGUGACUCCACAGGGAGGUUAAAGGUCAAGUUCAACAACUGAACAGCAUACCUGAUUCUGAUUAGGAUUCAGUGUUUGGCUCAGUAUUUGAGGACACUUGCCAACACAGAAAUUAACUCUUAUUCCCUCCAGUCUCCACUGUCAUAAUCAGAUUUAGUGUCUUUGUCAAAUGAUCCUGAUUUACUUACUUAACUUUGUAGGGAUUCUCUUGCAAAACACUAUGAAAGCGAUUAAGCUCUCACCGUGAAUGAAAUUCCCUCCAGUCACAUGCUACAGUGCACCAGUUAUGAAAGAAGGACUCCUAUGCUCCUUGAGAAACAGUGGGCCUCUUGUUGCUUUGUCUCCACCGCUUUGCAAACGUCUUUAUAAGCUCGCGCUGAAUUACGCUAAUCUUUAAAGAACCACAUCACUGCCUGGAGUACCUCAAGUCUGAAGGGAAAAGACACACUUUUUCCAGUGUUUUAAUACAUUUUUCCUUUGUCAGAUCUUCAUUAGCUCACAUUAGGAUGUCUUUGACUCUCAGGAGAGUAUUUCACAUCUCAGCCUUCAGCUGGUACGCUUUUAUUGUGAAAAGUCUCGCUGCUAAGGAUGGAGAGGAGCUACCACAAGGGAUCUUUGUUUAUGGAGGACCUUGGAAGUACCUUACUUUUUUGAAUUUGUUAUUGCAAAUGUUAUUUUUUGGAGUGGCAGCGGUGAAUGAUCUGCAAUCUGGGAAAAAGUCAGAGAGUGCUCUGAACAGAUGUAAAGACCUCAUCUUCUCUGUCUUUGCCUUCCCUGUGGGCAUGUUUGUCGUCCUUCUUUUCUGGACAAUCUUCGCCUACGACAGAGAGUUGGUCUACCCAGCGUCCAUCGACACCUUCUUCCCGCCCUGGAUGAACCACGCUAUGCACACAUUCGUCCUGCCUGUUUUACUCGUAGAGGUGCUGGUGCAGCCUCACAUCUACCCACAGACCAAACAUGCACUGGCAGGAUUAGGAGCUGUGGGCCUGGCUUACUUAUCUUGGAUUAUAUGGGUGUACUUGUCAGUUGGGAUUUGGGUGUAUCCGCUCCUCGGCCACUUCAGCUCUGCUGGUCUACUGGGCUUCUUCUUGUUUAACAUGUCUGUGGUGACCUUGCUCUACCUGCUGGGGGACAAGCUCAACAGCCACGUGUGGAGAAAAGAGAUGUUAACAAAGUCAAACAGCUGAAUUCACAUUAGCUCGUCUCUAAUCGUCUACCUCUUUUUUUCUUCUGCUGUCUCCUUUGUUCUGGGUUAGGACAUGACUCAAACACAGUAAUAAUCCCUUAUAAAGAGACUAUUACCCUGAGUGGUUUUACCUGCUAUGGCCUUUGUUGUUCUGGUGUGACCAAUAGAUUAUUGUGGCUAAUUUUAGCAAAUCUUAGGUAAAUAGUGCUGAGUAACACUUGUCAAGUGUCUGACAACAUUAUGAAUAGGAUUCCUACAGAGAUGGACCUUUUCUAUUAAAGAGUAAGAUUCUUUUUGCUUAACCAGAAAGAGCUGUUUUAUCACUACCAGACUCCAUUGAAAAAAACAGCAAUUUUACUGAGCAGGAAACACAUGUUUCUGGAAUACCGCUGCCUUGAUCUGUUAGUUUGUUUGUGUUCUUUUAUUAUGCUUUUACUUAUAUAAAUGAUCUGAAUACUUCUUUCACCACUGAGAGUCACACAAUAACACAAAAAACUAACAGAUGGAGGCAGUGUGCUGCUUGGUAAAAUUGUUGUUUUUGUCAAUGAAGUCUGGUAGCAAUAUGUAGCUACAUUUUUGGUUAUAGAAAAAUGAUUUUACUCUUACAUAAAAGGCCUAUCACUAAAGGGAUUAGUUCUACUUUCUGUUGUGUAACUGAGUGCAGCAGCUCUGGUGUAAAUAUAACAGUUUAAUGAGUGUUUAACAUUGCAAAGCACCCGAUUAAUGUAAUUUAAACAUUAAAGCAGGUCCAAUAAAACAAGUGCCACUGACAACA
Molecule: messenger RNA, 1973 nt
Organism: Lates calcarifer (barramundi perch)
Lineage: Eukaryota; Metazoa; Chordata; Actinopteri; Centropomidae
Product: androgen-dependent TFPI-regulating protein
Exons: 5
Coding region: 519-1199 (226 amino acids)
Cellular component (GO): membrane; endomembrane system
Source: RefSeq, a predicted model, not a curated record